AAUUUCAUUUUUUGUUUUUUCUCUAAUUUUUAAUUUUGUAUUGUAAUCUCAAUCGAUUAUAAAACGCAUAUAUUAUAUCUGAUUAGAUGUUUGGAUUGCAAUGGGUCGAUUUCGUAGUUCUGUUAUGCGAUUAUUGAUAUUGUUGUUUUCUUUAAUUUCUUAUGGUGGUUUCCCUUCGAACUUUUUCUGCCUAAUUGGGGUGUUUUUGGGCUGUGCAAUGUUUAAUAUCUUUUGGUUUUUGUGUUUGGUUUUACUGGGAUUUUAAAAAAGUUGUGAUUUUCAUUUAUUUGUUUUAGCAAUAAUCUAUUUUUCAGAAGUAGUAUUGUGGUCGAUUGAUCAAAUUCGAGUUAUUUUUCCAUUUGAAAUCUGGACCACAGGGUUUCAACGGUUUCUGUUUGUUUCAAUAUUUUUCUUUAUUUUGAUGUGCGACUAUGUGAAUCAAGAACCUUUUUUGGAUGCUUGUAGUUCUUGGUUAUCUUAAAAAACGAAAAAGAAAAAUCACUUUUCCUUUAUCCUUAGCCACUGGUAGGUUCCUGGUACGUAUUCUUAGUUCUAGCUAGAUUUCAAGUAAAGAAAUUUAAGAUGUGAUUUACUGUGAGCCUUCUAUUACUAAUUUUUAUUUGUGGGUUUGCAUUUUUUCAAGCUACUCCACUGUGUUCUAGUAAAAAAUUGGUCCUUUAUGGUGGCUAUUUACCUUACAGUUAAUCAUUUAGUUGAAAAUAUAGACCUGAAUGGCUAUUCUUAUGCUGCUUCAUACAUGUAUGGUUUUGGCACCCAGUCUCAAGAUCAAAAUUUUCAUGUCUAUCUUUCUUUAUAUCUUUGUUUUUGUAUGUGACAUGUGCAAGUAGUUGCCUAAAUUUCUUUUGUGCAUAUCCUUCUGGAAAUCUAUUUUCUGAGUUCACCUCACCCUUAUUUCCUCCAGAACUAGUUAUGCAAUGGCAAGUGAAAAGCCGAAACAAGGAGGUAAAUCACCAAUGUCUUCUUCCUUCCCCCAAAGCAAUGAAGAGCUUGCACCCUUUCAUCUACAGGAUGGAGCUGAUAAUCUUGCUGGUAUUAUUGAUAAUAUGGUGCAGUCUGCUACUUUUUUUCUAGCUGGGGAUGUGCAUGGAAUGCCUCAAUCUCAUGCACAGGAAAUGUCAUUUCCUGUGAUGAAGGAUGAUUUGGCAUGGAAUGUGAAUGUGAAUGAUUUUGGUCAAUACCAUACUCUUGGGGAUUCCGUCGCUGCUGCUGCUAAUAUCCACACCACUGGUCUUGGCAAUUCUCAAAUUGAGAGAAAUAAUGUAACCAAUGGAGCUGAUGUGAGCAGUGGCUUACAAAUGUUGAAAGCUGGUGGGGAGGCAAAUGAUAAUGAAAUUUGUAGGCCUUGGCUAAUUGAAAAUCAAAUCAACCAUGCAGGUACUAUGUCUUUAUCAGGCUAUAUCCCAUCUGCUGGAGAAUUCGGAAUGAACAUUUCACAGAUGUGCACAGCUGGUGGAGAAGCAAAUGGUAAUAAUAUUCCUGUGCCUUGGGUAUUUGGAAAUCAAUUCAUCCAUGCAGGUACUACACCUGUCUUAGGCCAUAAUGAAGUUAACGGAGAAUUGAGAAUUAAUAACAGUUUUAUGGCAGGUGUAGCUCAAUCGAAUAAUCCUGAAAUGCUUGAUGGGAAUUUUCUUACUCUUGGAUAUGAAUCUAAUGUGGAGACUGGAUCUAAAUAUAAUGUCUCCAGCGAAGACAACAGUCAGGGCACUAAACAGAUUGUUCUAUCCAUGUUAAACACUUAUUCUAGUCAAAAUUUUGCCAGAAAUUCUUUGAAUUCUAGCUCUAAAUUGGCUGAUGAUUCUUCUAGUUUCUGUAAGUAUGACAGUGGAUUUAUUAGACGAGCACUGAAUGAGAGUGACUGUAAAAGAAUAGGCCAUGUACAGAAUGAUGAUGGUUUUUCUAGUUUAGGGCAGAAUGCAAAUGGGAUGUCUCAUCAAGUAUGCAAUGCUAAUGUAUUUUCUAGCCCGGUGCAGAAUGUGGUUGCAUCUUAUCAUCAAGCUGAGAACAAAGAUAGAUCUUCCAGUCAAACACAGAAUGUAGGUUGGCUUUCUAAACCAUCUGGGGAUGGGAGAGUUGGGACCCAGUUGCCACUGGUAGAUAAGCAACAUCAUAAUCAUACCCCAACCAGCUGGAACUCAGGACUUGGAGAGAAAAAGAAAGCGACAUUUGCAAAUACAAAUCCUCACACAAGCUUUCAAGGUCUUCGAACUAAAUCAUUAAUGCCACCUAAUAGCAACCAAGUUUUCUUACCUGACACUGGAUGGUUUGGGGUGACUGAGUCGUCACCACCAUCUUCUUGGGUUAGGAGUACUAUUCAACCUGCUUCUGAUCAGCUACGGAGUCCUCAUGUAGGAUCUGUCAGGAACUUCUCAUCCAACCCUUCUGUGGUUUUGCCCUUUAAUGGGGUCACAAGAAGCAUUGGCUUGCAGGGUCAAUCAGGUCAUCCUGUUCAAGCUAAUAACGCUUCUACAGCUAAAGCUGCUAAAGGUGAUCUGUUUUCCAAGAGUAUUAGAAUUCAGCCAGCUAAUGAAGGCAUCUCCCAUAUAUUUUACCAGCAUCACAUGUCUGCUAUGUGUGUGCAUGCGACUUUGUGUGCAUCACUAGGCUAAUUUUCUAAUUUCACUAAUGUUCAAGAUCAAGUUCCUUUUAUGAUAAAUAAGUUUGCAAAACCACUUUUGGAAUUUGGUUUUACAGUAUUCAUCAAGUCUAUGUUGAAGCCCCAGUUGUGGCAGGAAUGUUGGUGUGGUAGUUGAAUUCAGUAACGAACAUGGCUAGCUAUUAUUCAUAACAUUGGAAAAACAAUAAAUCACAUGCUUUUAUUUCUAGAUAAUAUAAAAGCAGAAGCUUGUCAUAUAGUAUCCUCUUAGCAUUUGUAUGCUAAUUUGUGUUACAGUUAUAGUUUCUAAAUUUCAUUUUUACCAAGUCUAAGUCAUGGGCAACUUUGACUAUGGCAACUAAGUUUUCAUUCUCACUGGUAAUAUCCAUCGAUGGUUUCUUGCAUGUAAUCUUGGUCAAUCUCCAGCCUCUUUUCUGGUCCAGCCUUCUAGAAGUUUGUCUGUCCUUGCUUAUACCACCAGUACACUGUUCUCGCUUAUACCACUAGUACCUCUUAUGAACACCACUGUUGCUUUUAAAUUUUAGUGCUUGUUUCUGUGAAACUACUAGUGUUAUUUUACAACUUACAGGUCAAGAAAUUCCAGCAGUUAAUGAGCCUAACCAGUCUUCCAGUGUCCCUUCUGGACCAUCACUUAAGAGGACUGCAUCCAUAUGCCCUCCCAGUGCUCCUCAGCCUUGGUGCAAAAAGACCAGAUCAAUUAAACCUGUCAGCC
This is a messenger RNA of Manihot esculenta (cassava), 3347 nucleotides long. RefSeq lists its product as uncharacterized. Bases 936 to 2627 code for a protein of 563 amino acids. Lineage: Eukaryota; Viridiplantae; Streptophyta; Magnoliopsida; Malpighiales; Euphorbiaceae. The record is from RefSeq and is a predicted model, not a curated record. The transcript has 3 exons.